Pistacia vera is the source of this 921-nucleotide messenger RNA. Its product is annotated as ethylene-responsive transcription factor 3-like. Gene Ontology annotation, molecular function: DNA binding; DNA-binding transcription factor activity. The record is from RefSeq and is a predicted model, not a curated record. NCBI's taxonomy places the organism in Eukaryota, Viridiplantae, Streptophyta, Magnoliopsida, Sapindales, Anacardiaceae. The coding region runs from base 213 to 869 and encodes 218 amino acids. Gene Ontology annotation, biological process: regulation of DNA-templated transcription. The transcript has a single exon.
UACACAGCUUUGAAUCCGGAAUCGUUCAUUCCCGGAGAGAAAAAGAAGCGCAAAUCAGAACCCUGCUUGGAUCAAAAGAAAAUAAACGAAUCACAAUGAAUACACAAGCUCAGCUUCAAGAUUAACAAAAUUCUCUUUGAGAGGUGGUGUUCGUAGCCACAUAUAUCCAUUUUUUUUUAAUUCCUUCCCCUUUUUUUAUUCUUCUUUUCCUCAUGCGGCGAGCCAAGGCUACAAAGCCGAUAAAUCUACCACCAACGAAGGCCACCGAAAAUCUUUCCGAAAUCCGAUUCAGAGGCGUCCGGAAACGUCCGUGGGGCCGAUUCGCUGCCGAGAUCCGAGAUCCCUGGAAAAAGACACGCGUUUGGCUCGGGACCUUCGACUCCGCUGAAGACGCGGCACGUGCUUACGACGCGGCCGCACGGUCCCUCCGUGGGCCCAAGGCAAAAACGAAUUUUCCGUUGACGAUUUCUUCGUCUAAUAAUGUUAAUAAUAUUCCUGUACUUUUACAGCAUCGAGAACGAGAGUCUCGAACCGGGUUUUGUAAAUUUGAGCCGGCUGUUCAGGUCAAUAGACCGACGAGCAGCAGCAUGAGCAGUACGGUGGAGUCUUUUAGUGGGCCCAGGGUGUCGAACCCUGUGCCGGUUGUCCCACGGGUGCAGCGGAAAAUCGUGCAACCGGUUGCACCGGAUGAUUGUCAUAGCGAUUGUGAUUCAUCGUCUUCGGUUGUUGAUGACGGCGAUGAUGGUGUUCUCAGUUCUUCGUUCAGGAAAAUCCUGCCGUUCGAUCUGAAUUUACCACCGCCGACGAUGAUGAUGGACAUUGUUGAUGUUGACGGUGAUGAUCUUCGAGCCACUGCUUUGUGCCUCUGAUGUUUUUUUUUUUUUAAAUCCUUCCCUUAAUUUAAUGUUUUUCUUUUUUAAA